Molecule: messenger RNA, 243 nt
Organism: Adineta ricciae
Lineage: Eukaryota; Metazoa; Rotifera; Eurotatoria; Adinetida; Adinetidae
Source: the annotation of a GenBank genome assembly
AUGAAUUUCGAGACGAAACAAUGUACGUGUUUACAUGAAAAUGUCAAUGAUCAAUAUCAUGUGAACAUGUCAUGUGUAAAAGUGAAGCUAUUCAUUGAAUUGAUUCAAUUAAUCCCUUUCAUUAGUACUUUACUCGUUUUGGCUGAUUUUUAUACAUUGACACUUGUGGUAUUUGUUUAUAUUUAUCAAAAACGAUCAUUGAUAGACUAUUUACCAACACUCGAUGAAUACGAUUUAGCAUAG